AAGGGGAGAGCGGGCCGCGUCCCCCGGACCGAAGGCGGCCACGCUUCUGGGACCCCGGGGCGCUCCAGGUACUGGUGACCCCGGCCAGGGAAGGCCCCGGGAGCUCGACAACAUGGCUUCCCCGCCCCACCAGCAGCUGCUGCAUCACCACAGCACCGAGGUGAGUUGUGACUCCAGCGGAGACAGCAACAGCGUGCGGGUCAAGAUCAACCCCAAGCAGCUGUCCUCCAACAGCCACCCCAAACACUGCAAGUACAGCAUCUCCUCCAGCUGUAGCAGCUCCGGGGACUCCGCAGGGCUCCCCCGGAGAGUGGGCGGUGGAGGCCGCCUGCGCAGGCAGAAGAAGCUGCCCCAGCUGUUCGAGAGGGCCUCCAGCCGGUGGUGGGACCCUAAGUUCGACUCGGUGAACCUGGAGGAGGCCUGCCUGGAGCGCUGCUUUCCGCAGACCCAGCGCCGGUUCCGGUAUGCACUCUUCUACAUCGGCUUCGCCUGCCUUCUCUGGAGCAUCUAUUUUACUGUUCACAUGAGAUCCAAAAUGAUUGUCAUGGUAGCCCCUGCUCUGUGCUUCCUCGUGGUAUGUGUGGGCUUUUUUCUGUUUACCUUCACCAAGCUGUACGCCCGGCAUUAUGCGUGGACCUCGCUGGUUCUCACCCUGCUGGUGUUCGCCUUGACCCUGGCUGCACAGUUUCAGGUUUUGACGCCUCUCUCAGGACGUAUUGACAGCUCCAAUCAUACUGCUGCAGCCAAGCCCACAGACACUUGCUUAUCUCAAGUGGGGAGCUUUUCCAUGUGCAUUGAAGUGCUCUUUUUGCUCUACACCGUCAUGCACUUACCUUUGUACUUGAGCUUGUGUUUGGGGGUGGCCUAUUCUGUUCUUUUUGAGGCCUUGGGCUAUCAUUUCCGAGGCGGAGCCUGCUUUCCCUCUCCCGGAGCGGGAGCCCUGCACUGGGAGCUACCGAGCAGGGCCCUGCUCCAUGGCUGUAUUCACGCCAUCGGGAUCCACCUAUUCAUCAUGUCUCAGGUGAGGUCCAGGAGCACCUUCCUCAAAGUGGGACAAUCGAUUAUGCAUGGAAAAGAUCUGGAAGUCGAAAAAGCUCUCAAGGAGAGGAUGAUUCAUUCUGUGAUGCCGAGAAUUAUAGCUGAUGACUUAAUGAAACAGGGGGAUGAGGAAAGUGAGAAUUCUGUUAAGAGGCAUGCCACCUCGAGUCCCAAGAACAGGAAGAAAAAGUCUUCCAUACAGAAAGCUCCUAUAGCAUUCCGCCCUUUUAAGAUGCAGCAGAUCGAAGAAGUCAGUAUUUUAUUUGCAGAUAUUGUGGGCUUCACCAAAAUGAGUGCCAAUAAGUCAGCCCACGCCCUGGUGGGUCUCCUGAACGAUCUGUUUGGUCGCUUCGACCGCUUGUGUGAGGAGACCAGAUGUGAGAAAAUCAGCACUCUGGGAGACUGCUACUAUUGUGUGGCAGGGUGUCCUGAGCCCCGGGCAGACCAUGCCUACUGCUGCAUUGAGAUGGGCUUAGGCAUGAUCAAGGCCAUCGAGCAGUUCUGUCAGGAGAAGAAGGAAAUGGUGAACAUGCGUGUUGGGGUUCACACAGGGACUGUCUUGUGUGGCAUCCUGGGCAUGAGGAGGUUUAAAUUUGAUGUGUGGUCUAAUGAUGUGAACCUGGCCAAUCUCAUGGAGCAGCUGGGAGUAGCUGGCAAAGUUCACAUUUCCGAGGCCACUGCAAAAUACUUAGAUGACCGGUACGAAAUGGAAGAUGGGAAAGUUAUUGAACGGCUCGGCCAGAGUGUGGUUGCUGACCAGUUGAAAGGUUUGAAGACAUACCUGAUAUCGGGUCAGAGAGCCAAGGAGUCUCACUGCAGCUGUGCAGAGGCCUUGCUUUCUGGUUUUGAGGUCAUUGACGGCUCACAGGUGUCCUCAGGCCCUAGGGGACAGGGGACAGCAUCAUCAGGGAGUGUCAGUGACUUGGCGCAGACUGUCAAAACCUUUGAUAACCUUAAGACCUGCCCUUCAUGUGGAAUCACAUUUGCUCCCAAAUCUGAAGCUGGUGCAGAAGGAGGAGCUGUUCAAAAUGGCUGUCAAGACGAGCAUAAAAACAGCACCAAGGCUUCUGGAGGACCUAAUUCCAAAACUCAAAAUGGACUUCUGAGCCCUCCCCAAGAGGAGAAGCUCACCAACAGUCAGACCUCUCUGUGUGAGAUCUUACAGGAAAAGGGAAAGUGGGCCGGGGUAAGCUUGGACCAAUCAGCUCUCCUUCCACUGAGAUUCAAGAACAUCAGGGAGAAAACAGAUGCCCAUUUUGUGGACGUUAUCAAAGAAGACAGCCUGAUGAAAGAUUAUUUUUUUAAGCCACCCAUUAAUCAAUUCAGCCUGAGCUUCCUGGAUCAGGAGCUAGAACGAUCCUAUAGGACCAGCUAUCAAGAAGAGGUUAUAAAGAAUUCUCCCGUGAAGACUUUUGCCAGUGCCACCUUCAGCUCCCUCUUGGAUGUGUUUUUGUCAGCAACGGUGUUUCUGAUUCUUUCCAUCACCUGCUUUCUGAAGUAUGGGGCUGCCACUGUGCCUCCCCCACCUGCUGCCCUGGCCAUCUUUGGCACAGCCCUACUGCUGGAGGUGCUGUCCCUUGUGGUGUCCAUCAGGAUGGUGUUCUUCCUGGAGGACGUCAUGGCUUGCACCAAGCGCCUGCUGGAGUGGAUCGCUGGCUGGCUGCCACGCCACUGCGUCGGGGCCAUCCUUGUGUCGCUGCCUGCACUCGCUGUCUACUCACACGUCACCUCCGAAUUUGCGACAAACAUACACUUCUCGGUGUUCUCAGGCUCGGCUGCGCUGAUUGCCGUCGUGCACUACUGCAACUUCUGUCAGCUCAGCUCCUGGAUGAGGUCCUCCCUUGCCACCGUGGUGGGGGCUGGGCCACUGCUUCUGCUCUACGUCUCCUUGUGCCCAGACAGUUCCGUAGUAAUUUCACCCCUUGAUGUAGCACAGAACUUCAGUUCCGAGAGGAACCUGUGCAAUGGCUCGUUGCCAUGUGAGAUCAGGAGGCCAGCCAGCCUCAUUGGCCAGGAGGCGAUUCUGGUCUUAUUUCUCCUACUCUUGUUGGUCUGGUUCCUGAAUCGAGAAUUUGAAGUCAGCUACCGCCUUCACUACCAUGGGGAUGUGGAAGCGGAUCUUCACCGCACCAAGAUCCAGAGCAUGAGGGAUCAGGCUGACUGGCUGCUGCGAAACAUCAUCCCCUACCACGUGGCUGAGCAGCUGAAGGUGUCACAGACCUACUCCAAGAACCACGACAGUGGAGGAGUGAUCUUUGCCAGCAUCGUCAACUUCAGUGAGUUCUAUGAGGAGAACUAUGAAGGAGGCAAGGAGUGCUACCGGGUCCUCAACGAGCUCAUCGGGGACUUUGAUGAGCUUCUGAGCAAGCCAGACUACAGUAGCAUCGAGAAGAUCAAGACGAUCGGAGCCACGUACAUGGCGGCAUCAGGGCUGAACACCUCCCAGGCCCAGGACAGCAGCCACCCGCAGGAGCACCUGCAGAUCCUAUUUGAGUUUGCAAAGGAAAUGAUGCGUGUGGUGGAUGACUUCAACAACAACAUGCUGUGGUUCAACUUCAAGCUCAGAGUCGGCUUCAACCAUGGGCCCCUCACGGCCGGAGUCAUUGGCACCACCAAGCUGCUCUAUGACAUUUGGGGGGACACUGUCAACAUCGCCAGCAGGAUGGACACCACUGGUGUUGAGUGCCGCAUCCAGGUGAGUGAGGAGAGCUACCGUGUCUUGAGCAAAAUGGGCUACGACUUUGACUACAGAGGGACCGUGAAUGUCAAGGGGAAGGGCCAGAUGAAGACCUACCUUUAUCCAAAGUGCACGGACAACGGGGUUGUCCCACAGCACCAGCUGUCCAUCUCCCCAGAUAUCCGCGUCCAGGUGGAUGGCAGCAUCGGACGGUCUCCCACGGAUGAGAUUGCCAACCUGGUGCCUUCUGUCCAGUAUUCAGACAAGAUGUCUCUGGGCUCUGAUAACAGCAUGCAAGCCAAGGACGCACACCUGUCUCCUAAGAGACCCUGGAAAGAACCCAUCAAAGCUGAAGAAAAAGGUCGAUUUGGCAAAGCCAUAGAGAAAAAUGACUGUGAAGAAAUGGGAAUGGAAGAAGCCAAUGAACUAACCAAGCUCAAUGUUUCAAAGAGUGUGUGAGGCAGCCCCUAGAGCUGCCCGAGGUGCUCUGUUCGUCGAAAUACAAUAAUAUUUGUAGCUGGCUGUUGUGCUUUCUAAGCUCCACAGUCUCCGUCCCUGGA
This is a messenger RNA of Carlito syrichta (Philippine tarsier), 4275 nucleotides long. RefSeq names its product adenylate cyclase 9 (gene ADCY9). The record is from RefSeq and is a predicted model, not a curated record. Lineage: Eukaryota; Metazoa; Chordata; Mammalia; Primates; Tarsiidae. Bases 113 to 4174 code for a protein of 1353 amino acids. The transcript has 11 exons. Gene Ontology annotation, biological process: intracellular signal transduction; cyclic nucleotide biosynthetic process; adenylate cyclase-activating G protein-coupled receptor signaling pathway. Gene Ontology annotation, molecular function: adenylate cyclase activity.